Messenger RNA from Eutrema salsugineum, 1527 nucleotides. RefSeq lists its product as uncharacterized. The transcript is spliced from 2 exons. The record is from RefSeq and is a predicted model, not a curated record. NCBI's taxonomy places the organism in Eukaryota, Viridiplantae, Streptophyta, Magnoliopsida, Brassicales, Brassicaceae. The coding region runs from base 340 to 1365 and encodes 341 amino acids.
UCCUCUGCCUUCACCUGUGUGCCACCGACAAAUUGUCUUCUUGUUUUUUUAAAGAAGAAAAUCAUUUUCUAAAGAAAAUUGUUUACUUUUGAUUCUCACGCUUACAGGAACGUAGACUACAUCGCCGAGAUCUCGUCCAAGAUUCGUUCUUUUUUUAUUGGGCUAACGGAUCCGAACCCGGCUCCGUUAUACCCAAUCUCAACGCUUUUUUGCAAUCUGCUAAUCUGGGUUAUCUGAAAGAUCUUCACUUUGCAUCGAUUUCAUCUCGCUGUUUGUGAAAUUCAGGAUUUUUAUGGUAUGUGAUCUCGAACUCAACUAAACCCACUUCACUCGAAAAAAAUGGAGACGGAAACGAAUCUCGGAGGAAAUCAGGGAUCCGUACGGAAAUCGGAGCUGAAAUCAUACAGUCACAAGCAAUUUCACUCUACGAAUGCGUUAGAGAUCUUGAGAGAAGCCGUUCGAAUCCUCCGGUACAAUCUAGGUGCUUUCAUGUUAACCGCUGCUGUUUUGAUCUGUCCUGUCUCUGCUUUCCUCUUACCCAACUUUCUAGUUGAUCAAUCACUAGUGAACAAACUCACAGUGAAGCUUCUCUUAGUGGCAAAGUCAAGCGGUCUUCCUUUGCAGCCAUUUGUCAAACACUCUUGUCAGAAAUUCGCUGAAACUGCUGUUUCGUCGGCAAUGUGUUUCCCUUUGUUCAUCACCGUGUCUCUCUUGUCUAAAACAGCAGUGGUUUACUCUGUGGACGCCACUUACUCUAGGGAAAUAGUCGAAGUUAGCAAGUUCUUAGCUACAUUGCAGAAGAUAUGGAGACGAGUUGUGUUCACUUACAUGUGGAUUUGCAUUCUGAUUGUUGGUUGCUUCACUUUCUUCUGCGUUCUCCUUGUAGCAAUCUGCAGCUCCUUCUCUGUUCUAGGCUUCUCACCAGAUUUCAGUGUUUAUGGAGCCAUCUUAGUUGGUUUAGCGUUCUCUGUAGUUUUCGCCAACGCCAUUAUAAUCUGCAACACAGCGAUCGUGAUCUCGGUUCUUGAAGACGUUUCAGGGGCAGGAGCUUUGGUGAGAGCUAGUGAUCUGAUCAAAGGCCAGAUUCAGGUGGGUUUGUUGAUAUUCCUAGGGUCGACUUUAGGAUUGGCGUUUGUGGAAGGACUGUUUGAUCACAGAGUGAAGAAGGUGAGUUAUGGAGAUGGGUCUUCGAGGCUAUGGGAAGGACCUCUUUUGGUGUUGAUGUAUUCCUUUGUGACACUUAUUGAUUCGAUGAUGAGUGCAGUGUUCUACUUCAGCUGCAGAGUUUAUUAUAGUAUGGAAGCUUCUUCGAGAGGUGAAACUCAGCCGAUUAUGGAAACCGUCGCAGUUGUGGAUACUCAGUGAUGGUUUUCGCUGCCGAGAUUUGUUGGAUUCCAGUUGCGUUGAAGAAGAUGUAUGUAUAUCAAUGAGUUUUGUUUGAAAUUUUUUUUUGUUUCAAUUGAAAGAAAACUUGAUGAGCAUUUUUAAGGUUUUUGUUAUAUAUAUAAGACUGCGAUGUUUACAUGA